Molecule: messenger RNA, 1879 nt
Organism: Trichoplusia ni (cabbage looper)
Lineage: Eukaryota; Metazoa; Arthropoda; Insecta; Lepidoptera; Noctuidae
Product: S-phase kinase-associated protein 2-like
Exons: 13
Coding region: 123-1718 (531 amino acids)
Biological process (GO): SCF-dependent proteasomal ubiquitin-dependent protein catabolic process
Cellular component (GO): SCF ubiquitin ligase complex
Molecular function (GO): protein binding
Source: RefSeq, a predicted model, not a curated record
CACUCAUUCAUUUAUUUUUCAUUCGACGAAUUUGUCGAACUUUUACGUAUUUUUCUGUGAUGUGAUGACAUAAGUUCAAGAACCGCUAAUUAACAGUUAGUUUAUAAAUUAAAAUAUCAAUUAUGAACAUAAAGAAAACAGAAGAAACCAAUCUUUCAUCUAGAAACAUCGAUGAUACUGAAAGUCCUCGGAAAAAGAUGCGUUUGGAUAGCCAGUGCCGUAGAAGCUGGAGUUUGAUGGACCGGAAAACGGAUCAUGAGGUGUUACAAGAAAUGGGUGUGAGUUUGCUUGAUCCGGAUGAUUCUGAAGUCCUGUGUGAUGCUGGAGCUUCCGGAAUGCCACACAGGGGUAUAAAACGCAAACGUGACAUAGAGAACGUCAACCCGAAUAUCAACUUGAUAUCGUCUCCGCGCGGCAAGUACAGCGAGAAGAGCCCGCGAGCGCGCGCCCCCAGCAGCCCGCACGCAGGGCCCUCGCGCGGCAGGAGUCCGCGCAGCGACACACACAAGCCGCUUCAGCCUACAGACCAGCAGAUCCUAGAAACAACUAUAACAGACGAAUACCUCGUAGAUGAAGAGACUCCGCUCGCCCAGUCGGUGAGCGCGGGCUACCUGCCUUCCUACGAGGCGGUGUCUACCGGUAGUACCGAGAAAUAUAGCAGGACAUGCCCCCCGGCCUCCCCGCCGCGGCCGCUGCCGCCGGGCUGCAGCUCGGGGCGCGACGCCUUCAGCGCGCUGUCGGACGAGAUGCUGCUGAGCGUGUUCCGCUGGCUGCACAAGCGGACCCUCGCCAGCGCCAUGCUGGUCUGCAAGAGGUGGCACAGGGUGGCAUGUGACGAGACCUUAUGGCAGAGAUUAGACUUAGGCAACAAGAACUUAUCCAAAGACGCCCUCGGGAGGAUACUCGCUAGACAACCUGUAAUAGUCAGACUGGCCAGUUCCGAGAUAGGUCCAUGGCACCCUGCCGGGCCGGCCCUGCCCUCCCGGCUGCAGUUCCUGGACCUGAGCAUGGCCAGCAUAGACCUGGAGUCUCUGCAGCAGCUGCUGCUGCGCUGUCCCUCACUGCGCAAGCUCAGCCUCGAGAGCGUGCCGCUGGACCGCGCCUGCUGCCGCGCCAUAGGUCAAUGCAAUAACUUAGAAACAUUAAAUUUAACAAUGGCACAGGGCAUCACAGCUGAAGGAUUAGAAUCAAUACUGGAUGGAUGUCCCGGACUACUCUCUUUGAACAUAUCCUGGUGUAACCUUGACGAGGAAGCACUAGAAGUUCUAGUCACGAAGCUACCGCAGAAGAUACAGCGGCUUAAUAUCGGCGGUGCGAGACUCAUGACAGAUGAAAUUCGCCACUGGUCUGCCACCGCUUCCCUCCCCGUAGCGCUGGAGCGGCUGUCGGGCCGCGGCGCGCGCCUGCUGGAGCUGGACGCGUCGGACUGCGGGCGCCUGACGCCGCGCUGCGUGGCCGCGCUGUGCCGCCUGCCGCGCCUCGAGCACCUCGCGCUCAGCCGCUGCUACCUGCUGCCGCUGCACGCGCUCACGCAGCUAGCAGGCGCGAGCAGGCUGCAACACGUGGACGUGUGGGGCAUGCUCCACGCGCACGCGCUCAGCGCGCUGCGGGCCGCGCUGCCGCACGUGCAGGUCAACUCAUUCAUGUUCAGUGCUAUAGCAAGACCAACGGUGGGGACACGAAGAACAUCAAUUUGGGGCUUACGCACGAGAGACUGAUAUUAAAGAUAUUAAAUUAACAAAAUUAUACCAAGAUACAUAAACUACGUUAUAACUAAGUGCCUCCAUACGUAGGAGACUGUAGUUAUAGUUACCGGCACGGAUCUUGAGCGCUCGGCGGAAGAGUGGGGAUCGCUUUGCGCAUCGGACACUCAUCUAUA